Messenger RNA from Mucor mucedo, 327 nucleotides. RefSeq lists its product as uncharacterized. The record is from RefSeq and is a predicted model, not a curated record. Lineage: Eukaryota; Fungi; Mucoromycota; Mucoromycetes; Mucorales; Mucoraceae. The coding region runs from base 1 to 327 and encodes 108 amino acids. The transcript is spliced from 4 exons.
AUGUCUCUAAAUGAUAUUGGUUUUGUUCUGUUUAUAUUAAUUAGGUAUCUGAAACUUUUUUCAGAUUGGUGCGAUAAAAUUGGAUCAUCAAAAGCUGGCGCUAUUGUUUGGGAAGUAAACAAGUGGAUCCUGGUUUUUAGAAGUGUUGUACAGGAAACAUUUGGUGGAGGAGAUUCUAGUACCAGCCAGGAAAAAAGUUUCUACAUGCUGGGUUAUAUCGAACACAAAAACACAUUAAUUAAGCUGUUCGACGCUCAUGUUUUCCGAAGGCGUGUGUUGUUGAACACAAAUUUAAACCUACAAAUGGAUAAUAUGAACGUCAGAUGA